CAAUGCCGAGGCGCGAAUGAGCCACCAGAUUUUGCGGCUCAUCCCAAGUGAAAGACACAAUUGUGGUGCUAAUAGUUGGCACGUUUUACCACUUGUCCGGGAAUCAAAAUCGUUCACUUCCCGCCGUUCCGGGAGUGUGUUAGUGCUCAAACAUAAUCUCUGAUUGUGGACACGUGCAAUGGUGGGAAUAGGAGUGAAUAUUAAGUGAACAAUCAACCCCGGGAAAAUAAAGUCAAUUCCGAUGAUGUUCUCAAUGGAUCCCUUUGACUUCGAUGCCGCCAUGACGCGCCAUCUCUUCGAGGCGACACACCAUCAUUCGAGUCUGACCAAUUCAGGUUCUCCCAGUUCCUCGGACUUCUUCCUCUGUGACGACAACUCCACAGACACAGACUCCUGCGGCGGAUACAACAGUGACCAGGAAAAUACCGCUGAGAAAAUUUUCCGGACACAGAAAGUCAGAAGGGUCAAGUGCGCCUCCCAACAAGCCCAGCAGAGACAGGCGGCAAAUCUCCGGGAAAGACGUCGAAUGCAGAGCAUCAAUGAAGCCUUCGAGGGACUCCGAUCCCACAUUCCCACCCUCCCCUAUGAAAAACGUCUCAGCAAAGUGGACACCCUCAAACUAGCCAUCAGCUACAUCACCUUCCUGGGCGAAAUGGUACGAAAGGAUCGCAAUGGAAAUGAACCAGGACUCAAUGGACUCCAGCGGAAUACAAACAGGGAACCACCAAAGAAAAUCAUCCUCAGAGGAAGUGGAAUGUCUCAUUCACUUUCGUGGCAUCGAAAAGGUGAUAGAGUUCCAGGAGCACGUCUCUUUGCACGUGUCUGGACACCGGAGGAUCCUCGAGCAGCCCAACGAAAUGGCUCAGCAGGACCCUCCUACAUCAAUCAUCAUUCAGCCUGAAAUAAU
Messenger RNA from Phlebotomus papatasi, 907 nucleotides. RefSeq names its product pancreas transcription factor 1 subunit alpha (gene Fer1). Lineage: Eukaryota; Metazoa; Arthropoda; Insecta; Diptera; Psychodidae. The record is from RefSeq and is a predicted model, not a curated record. Gene Ontology annotation, molecular function: protein dimerization activity; RNA polymerase II transcription regulatory region sequence-specific DNA binding; DNA-binding transcription factor activity, RNA polymerase II-specific. The coding region runs from base 242 to 901 and encodes 219 amino acids. The transcript is spliced from 3 exons. Gene Ontology annotation, biological process: developmental process; regulation of transcription by RNA polymerase II.